Messenger RNA from Thermothelomyces thermophilus ATCC 42464, 2874 nucleotides. RefSeq lists its product as uncharacterized. Gene Ontology annotation, biological process: regulation of DNA-templated transcription; DNA-templated transcription. The transcript has 7 exons. The record is from RefSeq and is a predicted model, not a curated record. The coding region runs from base 175 to 2799 and encodes 874 amino acids. Gene Ontology annotation, molecular function: zinc ion binding; DNA-binding transcription factor activity, RNA polymerase II-specific; DNA binding. Lineage: Eukaryota; Fungi; Ascomycota; Sordariomycetes; Sordariales; Chaetomiaceae.
CAUCGUCCGACGACAUUGCCGCCCGGAAAUAAAAGACGCCGCUCUUCCCAGCUGCGCAAGCGGGCAACGACGAUCCAUCAAUUUUGGCUCAUGUCCUGAAUGUCGAGCCAUCCGCAGCUUCCGCCUCUCGUUAACGCGCCAGGGUGAGCGUCUGUGCAAACCUCGGUUUCCAGCAUGUCCAACGAUCCGACAACCCGGAGGUUGCUUCCCCAGACCUCGCAGAUGGCCUCUUUCUCCUUCGUGCCGCCAGCUUACCAGCAGCAGCCACGCGAAACCCAAAAAAACUAUGUGUUCGUUGAUGAGCACAACCGACACAAGCGACUGAAGGUUAUGAGAGCCUGCGAGGGAUGCCGAAGGAGGAAAAUAAAAUGCGAUGCAGCGACUACCAAUACAUGGCCCUGCUCCGCAUGCGUUCGUCUGAAGCUGCACUGUGUUCGCCCCAACGGCUUUGACAGCUCCGACUCUCAAGUGUACGAGCCACCACAACCCCAGAUCGAGGUCCAGCAUACUCCCGACGGUUUUGGGCAACAGCCGCCGCCCAUUCAGAGCCAGCAGCUUCUCGCCCACGCCCCGAAACCAGGAGCUCUCUAUCAAUCACAGUCAUCUUACCAGGAUACAUCGGGGCUUUACCACCCGGUGCAGUAUGGGGAGCCUCAGCCCGUGCCGCACGGCCUUCACUACUCACCCGUGCACCAUCAAUCCGUCGGUGCCGUUGACCAGCAGUAUGCGGCGCAGACCGCCGCUUUCCCAACGCCUCCGCUCCAGCAUGCCCCUAAUCCGGGUUCCUCGGAAGAAACGUACCAGUCCGAGUACGCCCAGCAAGAUUUGGCAGACCUCUUGGGGUCUCUAAAAGUUAAUGAGGCAGGAACGGCACCCUAUCUCAACAGCAAGAUGCAGUCUGCGAGGGACGAGGAGCCGGCCGUGGAAGAGGACGGAGACGAGUACAAGACUUCCCUGCCGCCACUAACGGUGGGACCUGGUUCCAAAAUCCGCAUUCCCCCGGAGUUGAUGCCGGACGACGACACGGUCCUCCACUAUCUCGACCUAUACUUCGUCAACGCGCAUCCUUACGUGCCCGUCUUGGACAAGAACCACUUCUACCACCAGUGGCAUAACAACAGGGACUCCAUAUCACCCCUGCUGUUGGAGGCCAUAUUUGCCAUUGCCGGUCGCCUGGCGGAUGAGCCUGCUCAGGGGCAGCAAUGGCUGGCAAUGGCAUCACGACACGCCGACUCCUUCAUGGACGUGCCACGACUGAGCACGCUCCAGGCUCUGAUGAUACUCUUGAAGGCGAGGGAAUCGGCGCCAAAAAAGGGCUAUUACUACCGGUCGUGGAUGAGCAUCGUGCAAUGCGUUCAGCUUGGCAAGGACCUCGGAUUGGACGAGCACUAUGCAGAGCAUCAGGCUGGCAGGGGGUGCGGUGCAAGUCAGGCAGAGUGCGCGCUGAAAACCCGCAUCUGGCAAACGCUAUUUGUGGUUGAGCUGAUGAUUGGCUCCCCGCAAGGUCGCACCGACUUCAAGAUCGAUGAGGACAGUGUUGACUUCAACCUGCCGCGGCCGUUACCAAACGGCGACGAGUCUGAAUACCACGUCUCGCGCAAUUUCACCUACCUUGCCCGGAUCGUCCGCUCUGUCGGCCGGAUGGCAAGGACCUAUGGGCGGCUCAAGAAGACCAAGGACUGGGGCAUUGACCCCGAGUUCGUCCAACUCGAUCCGUCCCUGAACGCGUGGCUGGCUGGGCUCCCCGCAGACCUGACCAUCAGCUACCCCGCGGACGGGUCGCCGCCCUGGUUACCUUCGGCCUUUGUUGGCAACCUCCAUUCCUACUACUACUUAUCGAUCAUCUUGUUCAAUAGACCACAACUAGCUGCCCUAUCUCCAUCGACGCCCGGAGGGCAGUGGAAGCAGCACAUGGUAGUCUCUUACAAUGCGGCCAAGAUGCUCUGCAGGCUGCAGGAGGCGGUGAUCAACUCAUUCGGGCUCAACGGGCUUCAAUGCAUGCAACGGGGGAUCAAUUUCACCAUCUACGCGAUCCUAAGCUGCAUUGUGCUCCAUCUCGUUGCGAUAACGUCGCCGGAUCCGGAUUUGAACUCAGAAGCCAGGGACUACUUCACCCGCCAUAUGAGGAUCCUGGAGAGGUGCAUGAGCGCGUGGCCCAUGCCCGAUAUGCAGAAGCAGAUCGACUCGGUCCGUGAGGCUUUCUCGGCCGACAUCCGGAAGCCUUUCGUCCUCAAGCCGACCUUCCCGUACGGCAGCCCACACUCGGCGACGCAUCCCAGCCCGCCGGGCCGACCGCUGGACUCGCAGAUGCAGCACUCGCAAGUUAGUUACACCAGCCACCCCCUGACACCCGUCUCGGUCGGCCCGCCGGACACGAAAGGUGAAUCGCCUUCCGUACAGUCGCUAACCACGAUGGCUUCGGUUCACGGUUCUCAGGCGCCGGGUGUUGGACAGACGUUGCCGUUGUCCGAAGCGCCCGCCUGGAACCCAUCGCGCAUUUUUGACCAGUGGAACACAUCCUUUGGGACUCCCCAGAUCGCGCAGCCGUCACCUCCCUCGGUGGCAGCGCAAGCUAACUCGCUGGGCGGAGUCGAGUCGUCUGGCCUCCAAAACAUGCACACCGUGCACCAAAAUCAGCUGCGGGCGGGCGCGCAGAUGCCGCUGCCGCCGUAUACGCCCGCGCCGCCUCAGACGUUUGUGACGCCGGCGAUGUGGCAGGAAUCGGUGGCUAGCGUCUACGAGGGCGGACUUAAGCGCGCGUGGGACUAUGAUGCGCAUCUGCCCAUGAAGAGACACUGAAGCGGCCGGUGAAGCCGUGCCAAUUCCCUGUUUUAUCUCUCUUUCCCUAUUUCCCAUAAGCAGGCGUGGUUGUCU